AUGUGGUGUUCCUACCUGCAGUACUACCUGGAAGCGUACAAGACCAGGUGUGGCUGGUACAGCUGGGGCAGGUGUUGGAGCUACAGGUACAAGACGGAGUUGCGCUACAAGGACUGCACCCACGGACAGUGGUCAUCCUGGUCAGCCACCAGCGAGACGCAGUGCUCGGUGUCAUGCGGAGGGGGAGAGAAGGAGAUCACUAUGGACCGCACCUGCACCGCCCCAGCCCCCAGUAAUGGGGGACGCAAGUGUUCAGGGGAAUGCCGUAAAGUAGACGUCGCCGACUGUAACGAACAGCCUUGUCCAAUUGACGGGGGAUGGUCGGACUGGGGGGCGUGGAAGGGCGGAGACUGCUCAGCCAUGUGUGGGGGAAGGACCAUGAACCAGCACCGGAAGAGGACCUGCACCAACCCAGUUCCUCAGUUUGGUGGCGCCGGCUGCACUGGUGACGACAGGGAGAACGGAACGGCUGAUUGUAACACCGACGCAUGCGGCGAUCGCUGUCCCCCUGGUGUGGUCAAGUUCCACCCUCACGUUACUGACAGUACUCGGUACUACCAAUGCGACAACGGAGUCGCCGUCCGCAGGCCAUGCGCGCCUGGCACCAUAUUCGACGCCAGCAUCAACAGCUGCAGCUUCACCGCUACUCCACCUUCCAUCCCUCCCGUCACCAGCUGUGACCCCUCCCUGGGGAUGUUUCAGCGCCACCCCCGUGACUGCUCCAGCUUCGUGAUCUGCGUGGACGGUGGUCGCGUGUACCAGCAGGAGUGUCCAGCCGACAUGAAAUGGAACAACGAUAUCCAAACCUGCGACUACGCUCACAACGUCGACUGCUAGGGCGAUCUCCAUACGACAGCAUGCACCUACGACUCUACUUCAAGCCACAUUUCUUCGAUAAGCUUUCCUGAAAAUCCUAAUCGAUCUUGAAAAGUAUAUCUUCAUAAAUAUCAGCUUCAAAAUAUAUAAAUUAAUUCUUGAUUGUGACGCUUCUAUAUCAAUAAAAUUACAAGAAAU
Messenger RNA from Haliotis rubra (blacklip abalone), 1014 nucleotides. Its product is annotated as coadhesin-like. The record is from RefSeq and is a predicted model, not a curated record. Gene Ontology annotation, cellular component: extracellular region. Lineage: Eukaryota; Metazoa; Mollusca; Gastropoda; Lepetellida; Haliotidae. Gene Ontology annotation, molecular function: chitin binding. The transcript is spliced from 6 exons. The coding region runs from base 1 to 837 and encodes 278 amino acids.